Molecule: messenger RNA, 2354 nt
Organism: Pararge aegeria (speckled wood butterfly)
Lineage: Eukaryota; Metazoa; Arthropoda; Insecta; Lepidoptera; Nymphalidae
Product: maltase A1-like
Exons: 11
Coding region: 80-1915 (611 amino acids)
Biological process (GO): carbohydrate metabolic process
Source: RefSeq, a predicted model, not a curated record
UUGAACUUACGCAUUUACUCGGCAGCCGUUGCGAAGACAACACUGAUUCAUGUCUUUAUAAUUCGGAACGUUAGUCGCGAUGCGUUUGCCGAUACUUCUGCUCCUUGUCGCGACCGCGGCGUCCGCAUCAGACCUCGACUGGUGGAAGACCGCGCUGAUAUACCAGAUAUACCCGCGCUCUUUCAAGGACAGCAACGGAGAUGGUACUGGCGAUCUGAAUGGUAUAACUGAGAAGCUGCCAUACCUGCAUGACACCGGCAUCGACGCGAUAUGGCUUUCCCCAAUAUACAGAUCCCCCAACUAUGACUCUGGCUACGACAUCACUGACUACCGCUCAAUACAAGAAGAGUACGGAACUAUGGAGGACUUCGAGAGACUUCUCAACGUCUCCAGAAGUUUGGGCAUCCGCGUGGUUCUGGACUUCGUUCCCAACCACACGGGCAACGAGAGUGAGUGGUUCAACAGGUCCAUAGCUGGUGAGGCCCCCUACAAUGAGUACUACGUGUGGGCGGACGGGCUCAACGCCACUUACGACAACGGCACCGUCUACACCAAGCCGCCUAGCAACUGGAUAAGCAAUUUUCGAAAAAGCGCCUGGGAGUUUAACGAGGUUCGAGGCCAGUACUACUUGCAUCAAUUUGUCAUAGGGCAGCCAGAUCUUAACUACCGGAGUAACUAUGUGCAAGAAGCUAUGAAGAAUGUGCUGCGUUUCUGGUUGGACAAGGGAGUAUCUGGUUUCCGUGUUGACGCUGUGAACAAGCUGUAUGAAGCUGAUCCCAAUAACUACGGCGGUGUAUAUCCCGACGAACCUUUAUCAGGAGCCGCCAACGCCGGGCCGGACGACUACGAAUACCUUUCGCACAUCUACACCGAAAACUUAUUGGAGACUUACGACGUCGUCUACAGCUGGAGGGACGUUCUUGACGAGUACAUUACAUCACAAGGGGAAUACAAAAUCAUGAUGACAGAAGCCUACGCGGCCUUGCAGCUUAUGAUCAGAUACUACGGCACUUCGACCAGGAACGGUUCCAUACCGUUCAACUUCAGCUUCCUCGGCGACAUCAAUAAGAACUCAACUGCGUGGGAGAUAAAGACUGUUAUAGAUAGGUGGAUGACUUAUAUGCCUAGUGGAAGAGUGGCGAACUGGGUGAUCGGCAAUCACGAUCAGAGUCGCGUGGCGAAUCGCCAAGGAGUGGAUCGAAUAGAUGCUAUGAACAUGUUGGCACUCAUCUUGCCUGGAGUCACUAUCACAUAUCAGGGCGAAGAAAUCGGUAUGGAAGACGGUUAUGUGAGCUGGAACGACACACAGGACCCCCAGGCUUGCAACACCGAUGACCCCAUAAACUACUACCUGCACUCCCGUGACCCCAACCGCACCCCGUAUCAGUGGGACAGCACCGCUCACGCGGGAUUCUCCAACACCACGGGGUCAACUUGGCUGCCGGUCGCAGACAACUACUUAACUUUAAACUUGGCUGCACAGAUUGCUAACCCAAAGAGCCAUUACCAUUUCUACAAAGAUGUAGUGACCAAUAGAAAGUCGCCAGCUAUACAGGAAGGAGAUUUGGACACUAGAGCUUUGUCGGAGUCUAUUUUAGUUGUGACCAGAUUGUUACCUGGUGAGGCUGGUAUGCUGGGUGUAGUUAACCUGGCAUCGGAAGCUCAAACCAUAGAUCUUACAUCGCUCAGGCUGCUACCUUCAGAUUUGGAAGUUGUGGCAUCUGGUGUAAACUGUGCCCUCGAAAAGAAUGCCACUCUAACAAAGUCUAGUAUACCAGUGUCUGGACACUGCGCGCUUCUCUUCCGAAGCGGGGUCGUGAGCUACGGCGGCGCCGCUAGCACUCACUACCUGUCCUACCCUCUGAUAUUACUCGCUCUAGCUUCUUACACAAUUAUUAGAACAAAUUUCAGUUAAAAAAUGAUAAUAAAUAACAUACUCGGACGGUAAUAUUUUGUGAGAUUUCUAAUCUUAUUUAUUAAGGCACAUUAUUUACAUGAAAAUAAAUUAAAAAGUAUAUAAAAGUUUAUCUAAACUUAUAGACUCCAUCUGUGUAUUUUAAAUGUCUCUCUCACAAAAUGUUAUUUAGUCAAAUUAUGGGUCUUAAAUUUGUAUAGUGGAUUGUUGAGGGGUGAGCUUUGGUAACUUAGCCUUUCAAGCUACUCUCAAGAAUCCACCCUGCAUACUGUUCCUAUUUGUAAAAUAUAUAAAAUACAUUCAGAAAUAAAUAUUUUUCAAAUAAAUAAUUACUAGUUUUAAUUUUUAAACUGAAAUUGUACCAGUUGCCUCUUGUUCUUGUUAAGUUACUUCUUGGAUGAUAUAAACCUAUAGGUAAUAAAAAUAUACUUAAUACCCA